Trichogramma pretiosum is the source of this 1766-nucleotide messenger RNA. Its product is annotated as tankyrase-1-like. Bases 213 to 1766 code for a protein of 517 amino acids. Lineage: Eukaryota; Metazoa; Arthropoda; Insecta; Hymenoptera; Trichogrammatidae. Gene Ontology annotation, molecular function: protein binding. The record is from RefSeq and is a predicted model, not a curated record. The transcript has a single exon.
UCGCUGCUCCCACACAUGUUUACGUUUUAUACUCUACUGUAGAUCACACUGUGUAUUAGUCAGUAAAACGUGCGACUCCAUAGUAAGAACGUCGAAAAAAAAUCGCAUCGAUUGUAGUUAGUGUAUCUGUAAUUAGUGAUUCUCUUGAAAAAGAACGAAUAUUUCAUUGUAUAAACGAUUGUGUUUUGUGUUGUGUGUGAGUGUGUAGAACAAUGGCCUCUCAGAAUAUCGAAAAUCGAAAUCACCAGUUUCUCGGUGAAGUUUGUAACUUGAUCAGCAAUUAUGAGGGUGAUCUUCCAAAUCUUCGAGAUUUUUUUCGGCCCGAAGCAAUCGAUUGGAUUCUCAAGGAGUCUGUAGAUCGGCUUGACACCUCCAUAAUCGACUUUGUGAUCCACACCGGUUACAAGGACGAGCCCAAAGUUGAUAAAGACGGCAAGCCAUUGUUACAUCGAACCACACCGAUACAUCUUGUGCCUGACGACGAAGAAAUUCUCAUCGUCUCCAAACUUUUUCAAAUAUUCGACAGAUUCGAUGUGAAUUACAUCGACGAAUAUGGCCAAACACAUUUCCAUCUAGCCUGCCGUUUUGGCUGCGAAGAUGAAGUUUUAAAAUUUCUCGAGGUCGGGCAGGACCUCAAUCGCAUCACGGACGGAGAAGGUAAUACGCCACUGCACUGGGCUCUGAAACACGAUCGCAACAACGUGACCAAAUUGUUGUUGAGAAACGGCGCCGACCCAAAUUUAGCCAACGAUGACGGACAGACUCCGCUGCACGUUAUUUGCGACAACUGUUGUGACUAUUCUAUUGAAAUGGCGAAGAUGUUAUUGGAGGUCAGCGAUGAAAGAUAUCAGCCGGUGCAGAUCGAUGCUCGGGACAGUGGGGGUAACACACCAUUGCACUUGGCUAUCGACUAUCACGGCUACAAAAAUUUGGUCGAAUUAUUGCUCAAAAAUGGCGCGGAUCCCAAUGCAACCAACAAGAAAGGAUCGACUCCUUUGCACAUUGUUUGCAUGGAUGGUUCCGAAACCUUUGACACAUUGGAGAUAUUCUUCAAGACCAACCAAGAACUCGAUCAGCUGGUGCAAGUCGACGCCCGUGACAACUCAGGCCGGACACCUCUUCAAUGCGCCGUGGCAAGAUUAUUGCCGGAUGUGAUUGAUUUACUCUUGGAUCAAGGCGCUGAUCUAACAAGUUUUGUUUUUCCUACUGCAAGUCACUUUCGCGAACAUUUUCAUCCGCAAUGUAAAAGUUUCAAAUUGAAAAUAGCAUCUGGUCUUCUGGCCGUCGUCGAGCGCCUCGAGAAUAGAGGAUACGAACUGAGCAGAAGCAACGCCCUGAUGAUCAUGCAACUCUUCGACGAGUACGAAUUGUUCUUGAAUACUAAUUCUGUUUUUGCAAAAUGUCGGUACAAUAACAAGCAAGAGAGGGAAGCGAAAAAAACCAUGAUAAAUCCGAGUUUGUCGCUGUACGACCUGAGUCAGUUACGACCUGAAGAAACGGCAAAAUUACCUACCUGUUCGGACUUCUUCAAGUUCGCGCGUGUGGAUGCUCAUUGGAAUCCUCACAAUACUCCCGGCGAGGCUUGUGUUAAACAUCUGUGCGAGAAACUAUCGAGAAUAUUUUUUCGACGCUACGCUUUGGACUCAUUCUUGGAGCUGACGCGCUACCAACUGCCGAUUCUUUGCUGUGAAAUGAUCCUCGAUGACUCAUUGAUAAACAAAAACUUGUAUCAUAUUUGCUUAGCGGCUGCAGGCCAAAAUACCUAA